Messenger RNA from Sitodiplosis mosellana (orange wheat blossom midge), 3960 nucleotides. It is a transcript of the gene Brd8, whose product is annotated as bromodomain-containing protein 8. Bases 250 to 3807 code for a protein of 1185 amino acids. Gene Ontology annotation, molecular function: protein binding. Lineage: Eukaryota; Metazoa; Arthropoda; Insecta; Diptera; Cecidomyiidae. Gene Ontology annotation, cellular component: NuA4 histone acetyltransferase complex. The transcript is spliced from 4 exons. The record is from RefSeq and is a predicted model, not a curated record.
AUUGUCAUAAACGAUAAAUCGUAAAUGUGAACCAUUGAUUAACGCCGGGCGUUGAAUUUUGACAGCAAAAAAAACAGUUUACAUACUAUUCCAGACGGAGAAAGUCGAACAAUAGUUUGCUACACUUUUCGGCCUAAACAAACAAUAUUUUCGAUUGAUUUCGGUUUUGUUUUGAUGAAAAUUUCACGAGUGAUUGGAAAAAUCAAAUAAAUUCCGUUGCGUAAAGUGCAAAACAGUGGGCCCGAAAUCAUGGCUUCGGUACAAGAAAGAUUGCAGUCAAAGAGAGUACCGGUGGAAAAUUGGUCAAUAAGCGAGCGAUUGUAUUUGGCGUCGGCGGUAGCAUGUAGUGGUGAUCAGAAUUGGAUGUCAGUUAGUCGAUCGUUGAAGCUUGCUUGCGGUUCGAAUAAUCGUCCAAGUGAUUGGUUUUCGCAAAAAUCAUGCGCCGCACAAUACGAAGUGCUUCUCGGUAAUGUCGAACCAACAAAACGCAAGAAACGAAAUGAAAAAGAUACCAGCCAAACGGUUGUUGAGACCCCAAUCCAGCUGAUUGUUCGGAAACUGACACAAGAACGCAUCGCCGAAUUGAAUAAAUUGAUUCAAGAACAGCGCGAAGAAUACCAAAAGCUACGAAAUGAAAUCGCUGGCAUACACAACAACGUAUAUGAUGAGAAUCAAUUGCGGGAAAUGCUGCACCAAAUUGAAAACGAGGAAAAACAGCGUGAGCGUGAAAAACUGGAAUAUGCCCAAUUUGUUAAGGAACGUGAAGAAAGAAAACGUGAGAUCGAAAGAACCUGGCGCUCAAAUACGAAUCUUCAUCAGAGUCCCUCUUCGAACAUUCAUUCGCCGACUUUAACGCAGCACUUGAAUCAAAAAAUCAAAGUCGAGGAAAUGGAAGUGGAUGACCCAAAUGCAAAACAAGGAACAUCACCACUUCUAACAUCGUUGCUCAAGUCACCAUCAGCCGCACCAAAUCCAUCUUCCUCAAUACUGCAUAACAUUGCAAAUCAACAAACUCGAGUGGCGGCGCCAACCAUCACAAACCUUUUAACGGGAUCGGUGACCAAUUUAUCGGGCUCAUUGGCUUCGACACCGCAGGCUGGCACAAAAACAACUAUUGCAACAUCUGGUACUGCGAUCACUACACCAUAUCCGACAUCGAUGCAUAAUCAACCAUUGACCGGUCCUGGACCACAUGACCAUUCGAUGGGCAACAUUGCACAAAGCCCUUCACAAGCUGCCCCAACUCUGUCUAUGCUAUUGGAAAAUAAGCAGAAGGAAAACUCAAUGAAAGUGCCUCCUCUCACUCGAAUUGAUUCGCAAAAUUCAAUGUGUUCGAUGGAUCAGCAUUCGAGCGGCGAUAUCGCCACAAAAACAGAACCAAGCGAUGUAGAUUUCAACAAUGCCGAAUCACCUAUAAAGGACGAAGAUCAACAGUUGAUGGAUGUUUUCAACGAGCUCAUACCCGAUGACAUGGGUGAAUUGGACGACAUCAUUUUGGAUGAUCUUAUCAACGAGGUACAGGUGGCUGGUGAUUCACAUGCAGCAGAAAAUUUAGAAGGACAAGUCAAUUUGGAUUUGAAAAACUUUCAAAGCCAACCGGCACACGCAACCGAAGCAGCUGUAAUUAAAGACGAGCCCAGCAAUGUAAGCGAAAAUACUUGCGAUUCAACGGCAGCUAAUACGAAAGUUGAAGAUCCAUUCGAUGAACUAAAAGAGAGUUGUAAAACCGGGAAUGAAGAGAAGGUGCCACCAGUGGAUUUACCGAAGGAUGAUGAUUCAGAUUUAUCGAAUGAUACUCCAUUGUCAGAGCUAAUGAAACAAGAAACAUCAGCUAAACAGCAGCGUGCCCAAAAUCAAGCACCGACAGAAAUUUCAUUGACAACAGAAGCAGAACAACCGGAUGAAGCACAGUGCGAGGCUGAACAACAACAUGACCAAACGGUAGAGCCUGAAGAAAGCAAUGAAUUGGCUCAGGGUGAAAAAAAGGUUGAGGACAAUGUUGAUUUAAUUGAUAAUCGAUCAUCUGAACAAGAAGGUUAUUUGGAAUCAAUUCAGACGGAUGAACAACAGCAACAAAAUGAUUUCGAAUUGAAGUUGUCUGAAUCGGAAGAAAAACCGAAUAAGGUCGAAAUUGGAAUGCCAAUCGAUUCAUUCGAAUCGGACAGCAAUGAUGAAAAAUCUAUGGAAAAUAUAAAGCGAGAAAUUGAAGCACUGCCCGAGCUCAAGGAUAGCAACAGUAGUGAGAAUUCGCAAGAUGAGAAAAUAGGGAUCGAAGAUUCCGAAUUGAUUGAGGGAAAAGUUGACACGGACAAUGUCGACGAACAACCGAAAGAAGAACCUGUAGAUGAAAAUGUCGAACCGGAUUCGAAACCAGCCGAUGAUGAUGGUGAUGGUGAAAGUGUCGAACAAUCUGAAGAGUCAGUCGUUGAAAUCAAAACCGGAGAUGAAAAAGAAGAGAAUAUCGAUUCAAUUUCGAUCAAGGAUGAUAUCACUGAUUUGACAACGACCACAGAUGAACCCAUUGAACAAAACGAACCCGAAGAAGUGUUAUCUGAUACGGAAGCCGAGAAAAUCGAGCCGGUUGAAAGUGAAAAGGUUGAGAGCGCAGAGACAGAACCAUGUCAAGUUGAAAAUGUUGAGUCUUCGGAGCAAGAAUCGAAAGUAGAACAGGCAGCAGACAGUACAGCAGCUGAAACGGUUGUGGAAAUUUUGGAUGACGAUAUACUUGACGAAGACGAAUGCAUACAAGAUGCUGAGGCUCAAUCAAAGGACGACGAAAAAAUCGAGCCAGACAGUAUGCAAGGCGAAACAGAUGAUCUGAUCGAAAUUAAGAGUGAUGAUGAGAAACAAGAGGAAGGUCCAACCGAGGAAAAGAGUGAAAAAGUCGAUGAACCGGUUCCAACUACCAAAGUCGAUACACAAGAAAUUCCAGAAAGUUGUGAAAGGAAAGAAAAAUCUGUAACACCAGCUCCAACAGAGCGAAAAGUGUCAACCGAUGAUGAGCUCUUCGAAGAUGCUAAGGAAACAUUAGACAUUGAAGUGAAGCCACCAAAGCCCGUUACACCCGCCAUCAUAUGCGAUACCGACGACGACUCACCCAUCGAAGUGGUGAAAGAGGAGAAAGUUGGGGUGAAACGUGAUUAUUCACGCCGUAAAAAAGAUCAGAGCCACAAUGAAAAGCGUAAUGAAGAGCCAACACCAAGCGAGGAUACUGGCGGUUCGAUUAGUUCUCGGUUACGAUUGAAAGAUCGUGAUCGAUCCGAAAGCCCAUUCAUUGACGAAGAUAGCGGAGAACCAGCAGCCAAAAGUAAACGACGCUACUCUACAACACCAGUCAUUGAUUCGCUACCAAAUUCGCCCGCAUCCAGUGAUGACCGAGAGUAUCGUAGUUGGAAAAAGUCGAUUUUAUUGUUGUAUAAUAGUUUGUCAUCGCAUCGAUGUGCAUCUACUUUUGCCAAACCAAUCACCGAGGAUCAAGCGCCCAAUUACAAAACCAUCAUUCUCAAUCCAAUGGACUUGCAAUCGUUGAAACGGAACAUCGAUUCGGGCCAAAUUCGUUCGACCAUCGAAUUCAAGCGAUAUGUCAUGCUAAUGUGCUACAAUGCCAUUUUCUAUAACGUAAACGAUGAGGUCACAUGUAAACGUGCUAAAGACAUGCUCUCGGAUGCGUUACAGCUAAUUGCCGAGUUCACGGUUACGUGGAAAAAAGACAGUGAAAAAACGACGGGAGCGAGCAGCAGUAGCAGCAGCAGUGUCACCAAAUCCGUACGAGGUCGAAAGAGUAUUCGAUUGCUGCCAAGUAAUUAGUCUCAAACAAGCAUCAUUCAAUUCUAAUGAUAAGCUACUUUUCACACAAAAUUCAAACUUUGAUCAUAGCGAUAAAUGAUUCUUAACAUUAAAAUGACAUUUGAGUUAAAAAAAAAGAAAAAGAUAUAAAAAAAACAAAAAUAACAACUUGAA